ACAAGACGACAAUGACCAGAUUGUUUUAUAAUCCGCCUAUCCGCGUCGAAGGUUAAAGAACAUUCUGGUCUUUGGCUCAAGAGUCUCCUUCAAUCCAUAGACGGAAACGGCAUUGUUCUUCUGAUUCUUCACCUUCACGAUCAUCAUCAUCAUCAUCAUCAUUCUCUCUGUGUGUUGUUUGUGGAUUGAGAACGUAGGUUUGUUAGUGUGUAGUAAAAAUGUCCGAUAACGAAGAUCACGUGGAGUAUACAAACGGCGAAUCUUCUGAAAAGGUGAAGCAGAGAUUCAGGGAUAGAUCUAAGGAGGUGUUGUCGCAACAAGCUGUUCAGACGAAGGAGAUGAUUUCGAAGCAGGCGGAUAAGAUCGCUAAGCGAGCUGAGGAACAUGAAAGGUUCAUUAACAAGGUGACGCAUUUUUUGGGGGUUCUAGGCUUUGGCGGCUUUUGCUUCCUCUUGGGGGCAAGACCUCAAGACAUUCCGUAUGUAUAUUGUUUCUUCUACGUCACCUUUGUUCCUCUCCGGUGGAUAUACUAUAAGUAUAAGAAAUGGCAUUACUAUCUUCUGGAUUUUUGCUAUUACGCCAAUACAAUAUUCUUGGUUGACCUGCUGUUUUCUCCAAAGAAUGAAAAGCUUUUCAUGGUUUGCUUUGCCUUUGCGGAGGGGCCAUUGGCAUGGGCUUUGAUUGUGUGGCGGUGCAGCCUGGUUUUCAGUUCUUUUGACAAAAUUGUUAGUGUUCUUAUCCAUCUUCUGCCUGGAUUGGUUUUCUUUACCAUUAGGUGGUGGAACCCCGCAACCUUUGAAGCCAUGCAUCCAGAGGGAAGUGCUCGAAGGCCUACAUGGCCUUAUGUGGAAGAUAAGGCCUACCUCUGGACAUGGCUGUUUUUUGUUCCUUUAGCUGCCUACACUUUGUGGCAGGUCCUUUACUUUCUCAUUGUGAAUGUUUUACGCCGACAAAGGCUUUUAAGAGAUCCUGAGGUCAUGACCUCAGGAGCUCUCCAAAAAGGCUCAGAAAGCAAACAACGUAUGGUGGCGCUUAAGUGGGAUGCUUGGAGAUCAAAAUCGCUUGUUGAUGUACAUUGUUUUGCAAGCCAUGUUCACUGUGGCAACCAUGGCACUCGCCGUGCCCAUAUUCUUGUCGUAUAGGUUGCAUGUAGUUUUCCAGUUACUCAAGGUUUCUGCAACUGUAUGGAAUGGAGGGAGUUUUCUGUUAGACGUAAUGCCUAGGCAGGCGAUUAUGAAGGAGAAAAAGAAAUCAGAGAUGCAAACUGAUCAAAACCAUGAGGAAUAAUCUCAUUCGUGGUUUCAGUGAAGUUCUAGAAGUUCAACAGAGCAGUCAGGAAUCGCAACUAGAGAUGUGGAAGUAGUUGUACAAUGUAGAUCAAGGUUUUUUUUUUUUGUUUGGUUUGUUGGGGGUGAUACUUCCAGUCCAAUAGUUCAGGAAAUGCUACUGAUGUGAAUGUACGCGUAUGUUACAAAUGCAUAUUUUGUAGGACGGUGUCGAUAUGUGCGCUUUGUAGUGUUCUCCCUUUCCUAUGAAAGCUGCUGAAAUGAUAUUUUUACAAAAUGUGUAUCAGAGAAUCCUAUUUUAUUUUAUACGCAAAACAAUAUUAACAUGCUAAUUCGUGUUGUUAAAUGAGAAUUGUUUCCUUCUCGCAUAA
Molecule: messenger RNA, 1657 nt
Organism: Neltuma alba
Lineage: Eukaryota; Viridiplantae; Streptophyta; Magnoliopsida; Fabales; Fabaceae
Exons: 8
Coding region: 219-1142 (307 amino acids)
Biological process (GO): phosphatidylcholine biosynthetic process
Source: RefSeq, a predicted model, not a curated record